Messenger RNA from Myripristis murdjan (pinecone soldierfish), 2454 nucleotides. Its product is annotated as origin recognition complex subunit 1-like. The record is from RefSeq and is a predicted model, not a curated record. NCBI's taxonomy places the organism in Eukaryota, Metazoa, Chordata, Actinopteri, Holocentriformes, Holocentridae. Bases 1 to 2454 code for a protein of 817 amino acids. The transcript is spliced from 13 exons. Gene Ontology annotation, cellular component: nuclear origin of replication recognition complex. Gene Ontology annotation, molecular function: DNA replication origin binding; ATP hydrolysis activity; ATP binding. Gene Ontology annotation, biological process: cell division; mitotic DNA replication checkpoint signaling; DNA replication initiation.
AUGGGAAAGCCUACUAAAAAGCAAACUCAACCCACAGAAGAGCAGCCCUUUGAGAAUGAUGAAGACGACGGAACGCAAGCUAGCCAAAAUGUACAACAUGCUGCUAGCAACGCACCGCUAACUCUGGCCGACAUGGAGAAACUUCUCAAGUCAAUGGAGGACCGCAUCAUAGCCAAACUAUCUGAUCAACUCUCUGCUGACCGAGCAACUAUCGACCGGCAUGACCAGACAAUUCAGCACAUGGAAACAUCACUCAACGACAUGGAGACCAGACUGACAACUCUCGAAACCACCUGCGCAGCUCUGGUCAAAGAGAAUGAGGCCCUCAAACUUAAAACGGAUGAUCUUGAAAACAGAUCUAGACGCAAUAACAUCCGUAUAACCGGCCUACCUGAAAAAGUUGAGGGUACACAGCCAACCGCCUUCAUGGAGAUAUUUCUGAAAGAAACGUUCGGUUCAGACGCCUUUCCUACUCCUCCAGCUGUUGACAGGGCCCACAGAAUCGCCAUCCCCCGGAAAAAGCCAGGCGACCCUCCACGUCCAUUCAUUGCGAGGAUCCACCACUACCAGACCAAGGAGCGUAUCCUGAAGUUAGCGCGGGAGGCUGGGUCUCUCUCAUUCCGUGGAUCGGACAUUCACAUCUACCCCGACUACAGCGUGGAGGUCUCCAAGAAAAGAGCAGCUUACGCCUCGGUCAAGUCUGAGCUGAGAAAUGCCGGACUCGCCUACAGGAUGUUUUUCCCUGCCAAGCUGCAAGUUAUCGACAAGAACGGCCAGAAACUGACUUUUUCUUCACCCGGAGAAGUUUCCUCCUUCCUCCAAAACAACCGACCAGACACAGCUACCACUCCCUCCCGAAGGAAAGACUUGAAAGCCAUUAAGGAACCUUCCCUGGGAGUGCUGCCUGAGGUGGACAAUGAGAAUUCUCCCAUGCUGCCAACCGCCAUGACACCAAGGAGCUCCAAGAGGAAGUCAGCCCAACUGGUGUCUUCACGCAUCAGGAGGCAGCUGGGCACCCAGCUGGACUUUAACUCAGACGGGGAGGAUGAUGAAGAAUUUCUCCCAUCAAAGAAGGAGCUACAAAGCAGCAGUGAGGAUGAGGAGGAAGAAGAAAAGGUGGAUAGUGACGAGGAAGUUGCGGUAAAAAAGAGCAAACGAGGUGCAUCAGGUUCUCGUACCCCUCGCUCCACACAGAAGACCCGCUCCUCGACCAGGACUCCACGCAAAACCCCCAGCAAGAAGACCACACCUAAUACACCAAGGACACCUCGUCAUAUCACACCCAGUAUCCCCAGCCGCUCCCUGCCAGCCAGACAGCCUGCAAAUGUUCUAGAGGAGGCCAGUACAAGAUUGCAUGUGUCCGCCGUGCCAGAUUCUCUGCCCUGUCGAGAGCAGGAGUUUCAGGACGUCUACAGCUUUGUGGAGAGCAAGAUCAUGGAUGGCACCGGAGGGUGUAUGUACAUCUCUGGUGUCCCGGGCACAGGGAAGACGGCCACAGUACAUGAGGUGAUGCGCUGCCUGCAGCAUGCAUCAGACAUGGACGAGAUCCCUCCAUUUCACUUCAUUGAGAUCAACGGCAUGAAGAUGACAGACCCUCAUCAGGCCUAUGUGCAGAUUCUACAGAAAAUGACCGGCCAGAAGGCCACAGCUGACCAUGCAGCAGCUCUGUUGGAGAAGAGGUUCAGCAGCCCUGCACCCAGGAAGGAGACUACCGUCCUGCUCGUGGAUGAACUGGACCUAUUGUGGACCAGGAAACAGAACGUGAUGUACAAUCUGUUUGAUUGGCCAACGCGACGCCACGCACGCUUGGUGGUACUGACAAUCGCCAACACCAUGGACCUGCCGGAGAGAAUCAUGAUCAACAGAGUGGCUAGCAGACUGGGCUUGACCAGGAUGUCAUUCCAGCCGUACAGCUUUAAACAGCUGCAGCAGAUUAUCAUGUCCAGACUGAACAAGGUCAAGGCCUUUGAGGAGGAUGCGCUCCAGUUGGUGUCCAGAAAGGUGGCUGCUUUGUCGGGUGACGCCCGUCGCUGUUUGGACAUCUGUCGCCGAGCAACUGAGAUUUGCGAACAUUCUGCCCCCAACCCUUCCUCCACAGGACUAGUGGGAAUGACUCAUGUGAUGGAGGCGUUGAACGAGAUGUUUUCUUCUGCUUACGUUACUGCCAUCAAGUGUGCAUCGGUUCAGGAACAACUCUUCCUGAGAGCGGUCAUUGCUGAGUUUCGACGGUUGGGAUUGGAGGAGUCCACGUUCCAGCAGGUGUUUGUGCAGCACCAGGCUCUUUGUCGGGUGGAGGGUCUGCAGCCCAUCACUGUGUUGGAGGGCCUGGCCGUGUGCCAGCGUCUUGGAGCCUGCCGUUUACUUCUGCUGGAGCCCAGCCGUCUGGGAGUGCAGCAGCGCGUCCGCCUCAAUGUCAGUCAGGAUGACAUCCUCUAUGCCCUCAAGGCGGACUGA